Messenger RNA from Durio zibethinus, 1603 nucleotides. RefSeq names its product LOB domain-containing protein 33-like. NCBI's taxonomy places the organism in Eukaryota, Viridiplantae, Streptophyta, Magnoliopsida, Malvales, Malvaceae. Gene Ontology annotation, biological process: hormone-mediated signaling pathway; positive regulation of DNA-templated transcription. The record is from RefSeq and is a predicted model, not a curated record. Gene Ontology annotation, cellular component: nucleus.
GUACCUGUCAUACAAGGAUUACAUAUGUGUCAGAUUAGUCAUGUGUUCAAAAACUUCAAGUAACUUGUUAGCAAGAAAUUAAGAACUGGAACAUUGGAAAUGAAAAUAUUCAGAUAUCAUAAGCUCCAAAGAUCAGUGACCCUUCUACAACUUUUCAUAACUGCCAUAUAAAGGGAGAAAACAGAUUAUUGUGUACUUGUCUACAUGAUGACAUUGUUCAGCAAGAAUACUUUAGCAUUCAAUUAUCUCUAAUUUUUUUAGAGCCCAACCAAUCAUAAUGAUGAUUGAGUGUUCUAUUAGAGUAGCCUUAUUUGUUUAAGAAUCUUCAAGAUAAAAGCCCUUUUAAGGCAUAAAUUAAGAGAAACUUUCCAUAUUUAAGAAAUGACAAUGUAGGCCAUAAUGGAGACCCAAAAGAACAAGCAUUUAGAUAAAGUGAUGAUAUCCCUUGGGCUUAACAACAAGAAGUUCCAAGCCUUUAAGUGAUGGUUAUAAAGAGGAAAUCUUACUAUCCUUUAGUUCUACAGAAAAUAUAUCAUUGACACAGAUAAGUGUGUAAAAGCUUAGGAAAAUGACAGGGCUUGGAUCUUCAUGUGGAGCAUGCAAAUUCCUGAGGAGAAAGUGCACAAGUGAAUGUGUAUUUGCACCUUACUUUUGUUAUGAUGAGGCUGCAAGUCACUUUGCAGCAGUGCACAAGGUGUUUGGUGCUAGCAAUGUCUCAAAGCUAUUAUUACAGUUACCGAUUGUGUAUCGAAGUGAUGCUGCUGUCACCAUAUCUUAUGAAGCACUAGCUCGAAUUCGGGACCCCAUUUACGGUUGUGUUGCUCAUAUCUUUGCCCUUCAACAACAGGUUGCAAACCUACAAGAGGAAAUAAAAAUUCUCAUUAACCAAAUGACCAAUCAUGCAGUUGAGUUUCCCGGCUGCCUAAAUCCUCAUGCAGCUACUUACUCUGAUGGUAAGAUACAAUUUGAUUCCCUGCAUGAAACCAUCAGCACACUCUAUUAUCAAGAUGAACAAGCAACACUCCACAACCAUCCAGGAUUUAUAACUGGAAAUCAAAUUCUCAAUGGUGAGUUGUGUCAAUCAAUUCCACCUUCAUACAAAUGGGAGGAAGACCUAAACUUUCUCUGUGACUUCUACCAAAACAUUCCGGAAAUGUACUUCCAAGGAGUGGAAUCAGGAAUCCUCAUAGAUUAUCCAUGCAUGGGAAACAGUACUGUAAUUACAAACUGGGAAGGUUCAAUCUGGGAGUAAAUUCCAGCUCUCAUAACAAGGAAUUGGUUCUUUUAAUAUAAGAAUCUGUCUCUACAAGGGAAAAGUUUUGUACAAGCCGUGAUGUAAUUUAUGUUAGAUUACCAUGAUUCUUAUGAUGGAUGUUUAUGUCUGUUCUAUUUUGAAUUUCCAAAUAAGCACCUUGUCUUCUAAUGUAUCAGAUGUUUACACUAAGAAGAUCGUGAACAUAUAGAAAAGUGAACUCUUAAGUCUCAAAACUAUUGUUUCUUAUAGCAAUUUUGGAAUAAAAAGGCAACCAAAUUAGGGAAGUUAUUAAAGAGAAGAUGAUGCAAGAGCUUGCUAUUAAGGAUGUUAAAACACAGGGAAGCUUGA